Daucus carota subsp. sativus is the source of this 1153-nucleotide messenger RNA. RefSeq names its product GEM-like protein 7. The record is from RefSeq and is a predicted model, not a curated record. Bases 98 to 763 code for a protein of 221 amino acids. The transcript is spliced from 3 exons. Lineage: Eukaryota; Viridiplantae; Streptophyta; Magnoliopsida; Apiales; Apiaceae.
GUUGUAAUUCAUCCUACAAGGCACAUCAGAAAACAAGUAAAGAUCAACCAGAGGCUUACAGAGAACCAAGCAAUUUGCAGUUCGUAAAAAUUUAAAAAUGAAGAACCAGAUUCCAGGACAAGUUAUUGGAAUUCCGAUCAGCUCAACAGUAUAUCCAGCUGAGAUGCCUCGGGAAGGAUCUUUAUGUAUCGCUUGCAAUCAAUAUUAUGCAUCUCCAAAAUUUAGACAGAGCACGAUAGAGUUAAUGAAGGAUGGGAUAAACAAACUUGGUAUGAAAGUGGAGAAUUUUGCUCAAGGCAUUCGGGAUCAUGUGAAAAUUGGACCUAAGUUGAGUGAAACAGUGAGGGGAAAGUUAAGGUUGGGAGCUAAAAUUCUCCGAGUAGGGGGUGUCAGGAAAGUGUUCAAACAAAACUUCAGUAUCAGAUCAGGAGAAAAGCUAUUGAAGGCUUCACAAUGCUAUUUAUCUACAACUGCUGGUCCAAUAGCCGGAUUACUAUUUAUCUCAACCGAUAGAAUUGCAUUCUGCAGUGAAAGAUCAAUCAAGGUCUCUACUUCAACAGGGGAUUUAAUUCGGAUUCAUUACAAGGUUUCAGUUCCGUUGAACAAGAUAAAAAGAGCAAACGAAAGUGAAAAUGUCCAAGAUCCAUCAAGAAAGUAUAUAGAUAUAGUUACAGAGGAUGACUAUGAGUUUUGGUUCAUGGGAUUUCUUAACCAUCAGAGAACUUACAAGUUUCUUCAGCUAGCAGUGUAUGAAUCUCAAUGACCACGACACGAACGUUCAUUCUUCCCAUGUUUCAUAAAUAGCAUUCCAUCAUGUAAAAUACAUUUCCAUCUGUUUGAUGCAGUAAAUAAACUGGCAAUGUUAUCUUGCAAAGAUUAUUUCAGUCAGCACUGAACUCAGAUCAGAGCCGGCUAUUAACAUGUGCAAGUGGAGCAUUUGCACAGGGCCUCAAAUUUCAAGGGGCCCAAAUUUCAUAAACUCCUAUGUAUAUGGGUCAUGUUCUAGAGAGAACCAUUAGAGAGAUAACCAUAGAACCCUUGGCAGGGUUCUGCAGCAGAACUUAAGUAUGAGUUAGGGUUCUGCAGCAGAACUUCACAUGCAAAAAAUGUCAAUAUCUAUGUAUUAGAUUUUAAAAUUAUUUUUUAACACACA